Molecule: messenger RNA, 4613 nt
Organism: Megalops cyprinoides (Indo-Pacific tarpon)
Lineage: Eukaryota; Metazoa; Chordata; Actinopteri; Elopiformes; Megalopidae
Gene: dhx29
Product: DEAH (Asp-Glu-Ala-His) box polypeptide 29
Exons: 27
Coding region: 346-4455 (1369 amino acids)
Biological process (GO): translational initiation
Cellular component (GO): intracellular anatomical structure
Molecular function (GO): ATP binding; RNA helicase activity; RNA binding
Source: RefSeq, a predicted model, not a curated record
GCCAGCUAGCUGGCUAGUUAUCAUGGACGAGAUGUAGCUGGCAAGGUAACGUUGGCAAAUAGAACAUGGGCGGACAUAUGAAGUGUAAUUUUUUGGAGGAGUGCUAUAACGUCAUCUAGUGUACAUAUGGGAAAACCAUCUGUAUCCCACUUGAACGUGAAAGGCUGCUAGCUGGCUAGCUAGCAUUAAGUACUAGAUACUAGGCCGUCGAUGGUAUCGGCGGUUGCCCGACACCUAGCUAGAUAGGUAGUCUAGCUUCUCUAGGGAUCUACACAGCGACCGACUGAUCCUUAAUUAUUAUAGCCAAUUACACUGAUUAUACUGUGAAAUAAUCACCUGAUCGCAAUGGGUGGGAAGAAGAAAAAGUCUGUGUCCACGCCAUCAGUACCACCGGCAGCGACAUGCAACGCUAACUCUCCUUCUGGAAAUGGCAUGCCGGACUCCAGUGCAGCUGCUGGAAAGAAGCAGCAGAAACCGAACUCUGUUAAAACAGCCGCUAAGGACAACAAAUCGAAAGCACCGAAGACCUACAGCUUCAACAACACUCCGCAAGCGGACACAGGAGGAGUUUCUACUCAUGACAAGUCUAUUCUCAAAGUUGUCAUUCAGGCAGACUUGGAGAAAAGAAUAAUUAAGCUUAUCAAUGACUACAGACAAGAAAAUGGGGAUAAAGGACCAAUAUCAGGAAGACUUACAACCAAAAAGCUACUGGAUCUGUAUACCGCUCUGCAAAGACUGCACUUUAAGACGGAGCACAUCGAGGAAGCCAUGAAAAGCAGCGUGUUGUACGGAGGGGAUCUGCACUCUGCCCUUGACUGGCUUUGCCUAAACCUCCGAGAUGAAGAGCUACCAGAGGGCUUCAGUCAGAAGAUGCAGGAGGAGAACCAUAAGACCAAGCCAAAAUUUCAGAAUCCUACAGAAAAGAAACUGCAGCAGCCUAGAAGUGAGGCUCCCAAAGAGCUGAUGAAAGAAGAGGCAAAGCGAGCUCCUGUGAAAGACGAGUCUGCAAGCGUGAAGGACUGGAUCCUGAGAUACGCUGAGCAGUCCAGCGAAGAUGACACCGAGGAAGAGGAGGAGAAAGGGAAACCACGGAACCCAGAGCUGGAGGAGAAGUUUGAUCCUAAUGACAGGUACUUGGUGCUCACAGCUCAGCUGUAUGACGCUAAAGAGAUGGCUGCUUCAGCCAAGGCAAAGAAGGACAAAACUGGCCAAAGGGCUGCACAGGACAGGAUCCGAGUCAUCCAGCAAGAGAUGAAGCCUUUGGAAUCACAUCCCAUGUUCAAUCCAGCGAUUAAAGUAGCCGACGCUCCCAAAGAGGAGAAGAAACCCGUCUCUGUCCUAGAGACCAAGGAGGAACUGAACUUUAACCUGUUUGAAAAGGCAGAAACCCCUCCUGCAGAAAAGACGGUGAAGAAGAAUGAACCCAAGGACAUCCGUAACUUCGACUACACAGCCCGCAGCUGGACCGGCAAGUCUCCCAAACAGUUUCUUAUUGACUGGUGCCGGAAAAACCUCCCCAAAAGCCCCCCUCCAUCCUUCCAGAAAGUUCCUGCAGGGCAGUACUGGAAAUGCAGAGUUCGUAUUCAGAAAGCAGACAGUGUAUUGGAGGUCUGUCCCACAAUCCUCACAGAGGACAGCAUGCAGGCACAGCAUCUUGGAGCCACCCUGGCUCUCUACAACCUUGUCAAGGGACAGUCAGUGCACCAGCUUCUGCCCCCCACCUAUCGGGACGUGUGGCUGGAGUGGCGCGACAGCGAGCAGCGGGAGGAGGAGCAGACUCGCACGGAGACCAAUAAGCCCCGGGACCAGUUCAUCGCCCGGCUGCUGAGCCGCCUCAAGCAGCAGCAGCCGCAGAAGCAGCAGCACCAGGCCCAGGCAGCCCCGCAGCCCGGGGAUGAGCCCGAGGAGUCCUGGGAGGACCUGCUUUCCGCCGAGGACGAGGGCCCACGGAGUGAGGGCCCUCCAGCGGCAGGGGGCUCGGAUGCGGACCGCGCCCUCCUGCUGAAGCUGCACGGCUCGGCCCUGGCCCAGAGGCUGCUGCAGGAGCGGCAGCAGCUGCCCGUGUUUCAGCACCGCGAGCGGGUCCUGGAGGCAGUGAGGAGGCACCGGGUCGUGGUAGUAGCCGGGGAGACGGGCAGCGGCAAGAGCACGCAGAUCCCUCAGUUCAUCCUGGACGACCUGCUCGGCGGUGGCCCCAAGGCCGGGCCCUGCAACAUCGUGGUCACCCAGCCCCGCAGGAUUUCCGCCAUGAGCCUGGCGGGGAGAGUGUCCCAGGAGCUGGGCUGCGAGGACGGGCCGGGGGCUAAGACGUCACUGUGUGGUUAUCAAAUCCGGAUGGAAACGCGGGCGGGGGAUUGGACCCGUCUUCUGUACUGCACCACCGGAGUCCUGCUCCGCAAACUGCAGCAGGACCCUCUGCUAAGCAGUCUGACCCACAUCAUCGUCGAUGAGGUUCACGAGCGCAGCGUGCAGUCGGACUUCCUCCUGACCAUCCUCAGGGACAUCGUGCAGAAGCGCUCUGACCUGCACCUGGUGCUGAUGAGCGCCACGGUCGACUGCGACAAGUUCGCCAGCUACUUCAACCGCUGUCCGGUAGUGACCAUCCCAGGCAGGACGUUCCCUGUGGAGGUUUUCCAUCUGGAGGAUAUAAUAGAGGAGACGGGCUAUGUGCUGGAGCAGGAUUCCGACUACAGUCAAAAAUUCCUAGAGGAAGAGGAGGAAGUCAGUGUCGAUGUAACAGUCAAAGGCGGGAAGACUCUAGUGCACCAGGAGUUUGUCGUGAGAGACUCUGGUGCUGGCUGGGAAGGGGGACCGGAUCUGGGCCACUACAGUAACCGUACACGACAUGCCGUUCAGUACAUGAACCCCAACAAGAUCAACAUGGACCUCAUCCUGGACCUGCUGGCUUAUCUGGAUAAGUCCCCACAGUUUGCAGAUGUCCAUGGUGCUGUCCUGGUCUUUCUGCCUGGGCUUGCCCACAUCCAGCAGCUCUAUGAUCUGCUGUCCACCGACAAGAGGUUCCGCGUCAAAGAGAGGCACAUGUUGGUUGCACUGCACUCCACACUAUCCUCUCAGGACCAGUCUGCAGCAUUUACAGUGCCACCCACUGGCGUAAGGAAGAUUGUGUUAUCUACAAACAUUGCAGAAACAGGAGUCACGAUACCAGAUGUUGUUUUUGUCAUCGACACAGGAAGAACAAAAGAGAACAGGUAUCACGAAAGCAGUCAGAUGAGUUCCCUGGUGGAGACGUUUGUGAGCAAAGCCAGCGCCCUCCAGCGACAGGGCCGAGCAGGGCGAGUCCAAAACGGUUUUUGUUUUCGUCUCUUCACCAAAUACAGAUUUGAAAGCUUUAUGGACUACUCUGUGCCAGAGAUACUGCGAGUGCCUUUGGAGGAACUUUGUCUCCAUAUCAUGAAGUGCGAAUAUGGCUCUCCGGAGGACUUCCUGUCCCGGGCGCUGGAUGCACCCCAGCCCCAGUCUGUGAGCAACGCAGUGAGCCUGCUGCGAAAGAUCGGGGCCUGCCAGCAGGAUGGGCACACUCUCACCCCCCUGGGGCACCACCUCGCCACCCUGCCCGUCAACGUCAAGAUUGGCAAGAUGCUCGUCUUUGCUGCCAUCUUUGGCUGCCUGGACCCCAUUGCAACUAUAGCUGCAGCAAUUUCUGAGAAGUCCCCAUUUGCAACCCCAAUGAACAGAAAAGAUGAAGCGAAUUUAGCCAAAGCAGCUCUGGCAGUGGCCAACUCGGACCACCUCACCAUUUACAAUGCAUACCUGGGGUGGAAGAACGUUCGCAGUGAGGGCAUGCGUGCUGAGAUGGCCUACUGCAGGAAGCAUUUCCUUAAUCGCACCGCCCUGUUAACCAUUGAGGGGGUGAAACAGGAGCUGAUGCGGAUGAUGGAGCAGGCGGGAUUCACCGCCCCGAGUUCCAGGCGGGACCGGGGGGACCCGAGGCCAGCGGGGCCUCUGUCGACCCAGCAGACCUCCGUCCUCAACACGGUGCUGACGGCGGGGCUGUACGACAGCGUGGGCCGCAUCCUGUACGCCCCCUCGGUGGACGUGCUGGAGAAGGCCGCCUGCACCGUGGAGACGGCCCAGGGCAAGGCCCAGGUGCACCCCUCCUCUGUCAACCGCAACCUGCAGACCUACGGCUGGCUGCUCUUCCAGGAAAAGGUGAAGUAUGGGAAGGUCUAUCUGCGGGACACCACCCUGAUCUCACCUUUCCCCAUGCUGCUGUUUGGUGGAGACAUCGAUGUGCUGCACCGUGAGAGACUCAUCUCCCUGGAUGGCUGGAUUCACUUCCAGGCUCCGGUGAGGAUAGGGGUGAUCUUUAAACACCUCCGAAAACUAAUCGACUCUCUUCUGGAAAAGAAGCUGGAGAACCCGAAGAUGAAGUUAGAAGAUGAGACAACGAUACAGAUAAUUAUGGAGCUGAUUAAAACAGAGAAUGCCAUUUGACCGUGGUGUUUGUCCUGGAGAUAAGAGUGUUGCAACAGCUGUAUGAAAAAUCUUGGAGAGUUAUGAGGGAAUGAAGAAAUUCUAGUUAAUUUCUUAUUUGCAUUAUUACAUUUUUUGUCAUUUAGCAGACAGUCUUAUCCAGAGUGACUCACAAAGGU